Molecule: messenger RNA, 1101 nt
Organism: Scedosporium apiospermum
Lineage: Eukaryota; Fungi; Ascomycota; Sordariomycetes; Microascales; Microascaceae
Exons: 6
Coding region: 1-1101 (366 amino acids)
Molecular function (GO): sarcosine oxidase activity; flavin adenine dinucleotide binding; saccharopine oxidase activity
Source: RefSeq, a predicted model, not a curated record
AUGGGCGCCUCGACGGCCCUCCACCUCAUCAGAACUGGGUACUGUCCUCAGAACAUCACGGUUCUCGACACUUAUCCCAUUCCCUCUGCGCAAUCUGCCGGAUAUGAUCUAAACAAGAUCAUGAGCGUGCGCAUUCGCAAUGAAGUCGAUCUCCAGCUCAGCUUGGAGGCGAGAUACAUGUGGUAUAACGAUGAGCUGUUCAAGCCUUUCUUCCAUAAUACUGGCAUGGGGUGGAAAGCCAUAUUUGCUAAGGAUGGAGGUUGGCUGGCUGCGGCCAAAGCUAUAAACGCCAUCGGAGAGGUGUUGAAAUCCCGCGGAGUCAAUUUCGGAUUUGGAAGCGCGGGAUCUUUCAAGAAGCCUCUUUUCGCGGCUGACGGAACGACAUGUAUCGGUGUGGAAACUGAGGAUGGCACGAGAUAUUUCGCUGAUAAAGUGAUCCUGGCUACUGGCGCUUGGAGUCCGGCAUUGGUAGACCUUGAAGAUCAGUGCUGCUCAAAGGCAUGGGUAUUCGCCUAUCUCCAACUAUCACAAGAAGAAGCCGCCGAGUAUAGGAAUACCCCAGUAGUGUAUAACGGCGAGCUAGGUUUCUUCUUCGAACCCAAUGAGCACGGCAUCAUCAAGGUGUGUGAUGAGUUCCCCGGUUUUUCUCGAUUCAAGCUCCACCAGCCCUAUGGUGCAGCUGCCCCCAGGGCCGUUUCAGUUCCUCGAUCACACGCCCGGCAUCCGACAGACACCUACCCUGACGCGUCUGAGGUGUCGAUCCGCCGGGCAGUCGCAACUUUUCUCCCUCGCUUCAAAAAUAGGCAGUUGUUCAAUCGCGCUAUGUGCUGGUGUACCGAUACUGCCGACGCAGCUCUGCUCAUUUGCGAGCACCCACGAUGGAAGAAUUUUAUCCUCGCAACCGGGGAUAGUGGUCAUACUUUUAAACUCCUCCCGAAUAUUGGCAAGCACGUGGUUGAGCUCAUCGAAGGGACACUUGCUGAGGAUCUGGCUGAGGCUUGGAGGUGGCGGCCUGGUGGUGACGCCCUGAAAUCUAGACGAGCAGCUCCAGCGAAGGAUCUCGCUGAUAUGCCGGGGUGGAGGCAUGAUCCUGCUUUGUAG